Molecule: messenger RNA, 2186 nt
Organism: Phytophthora nicotianae INRA-310
Lineage: Eukaryota; Oomycota; Peronosporomycetes; Peronosporales; Peronosporaceae
Exons: 3
Coding region: 461-1993 (510 amino acids)
Biological process (GO): RNA 3'-end processing
Molecular function (GO): nucleic acid binding; nucleotidyltransferase activity; zinc ion binding
Source: RefSeq, a predicted model, not a curated record
AUUCACAAACGAAUCUGAAGCCCUCUUUUUUUGCAACUCGUCCCAUACUGAACUACAGUCAAAUUGCAACUCCACAAACCAUUUCUGAGAACGAAAGCUUGCAGUCGCGAACUUGCUUCCUGGGGUCGAAGCAGUACUGUCGAUCAGAUCGCGACUGCGACAGAAGAGGGAGGUCGCCUUCAACCCGAUACGACAGACCAAAGCAGAGACCCGCAGACUCGCACCAACAGCCAUGGGCGCGGCCAACAGCGUGCGCAAGCUCACAAUCGACAGCAUUGCGCUGCUGGAGCAGCUCGAGCCCAACGGGGCCGAGCUGGCCGCCAAGCGCGCGGUCCGGCGUCGCGUACAGCAGUUACUCCAGAAGCAAUGGCCCACUUGUCGUGUGUUACCCUUUGGGUCGUCCGAGAGGUGCGUCGGAGGUUGAAACGAACAGGAGAGAAAUCUGCACCCACGUGAAGGAAUGAUGGUAAUUGUGUUUGUUUGCACUGGCAGUGGUCUGGGCUUUGGCGGGUGCGAUGUCGACCUCGGUAUCUACUUUGAGGACAUGGAUGUAGACGCCCAGGGUCAGUUUUCGCCUCAGGAGCGCGUGGAUUUGCUCGCCACGGCGUGCGAUCGCCUCUCUGGAGUCUUCCAAGUGCUGGAAUUCGUCCGCAAUGCGCGCGUGCCCGUGAUUAAGCUUUGGGACCCCAAGCGACAGGUGGCUUGUGACGUGUGUGUGGGAGGCAUCAAUGCGCUGCUGAACACGGCCCUGCUCAAAUAUUACGGCCAGGUGGAUCCUCGAGUGCGUCCCUUGGUGUUCGCUGUCAAGUACUGGGCCAAACAAAGGGGUAUCAACGACUCGGUCAAUGGUACACUGAGCUCCUACGGAUAUACGUUGCUGCUGAUAUUUUACUUACAGUCGCACUACGCGGAGAUGCAGUUGCCAACGGUGAUUUCACUUUUCCAAGAUCUCCAGUCGCAGAAGAAAGUCUUAGUGCUACUUGAACGUCUGCAGUCGUUCCCGACCAUGGACCUGCCGUCUACGUUUGGCACGUCCGAGAUGAACUCGGUUGGAGCGCUACUUGCAGGUUUUUUCGACUUUUACGCGCGGCGCUUCAAUAUGGAAGACGAGGUGGUGAGUAUCCGCAUGGGACGAGCGUUGUCGAAGACGACCAAGUGGAGUCAUCCAGUGUCUUGGCGACUGAGUAUUGAGGACCCGUUUGAACUGGCACAUGAUCUGGGGCGUGUGGUUUUCCACAGAAAAGGUCAGGAACUCAUUCGCUCGGAGUUUAAGCGUGCGAGUGAUUUACUAAGUAACGAUCACCGCCUCGAGGAUAUCUGUGAACUUGAUGAAACCUCGUGGAACCACAUGUCGUCGUGCUACAUUUGCCGCGGCAGGGAUCACGUAACUCGAGACUGCGGCCAACUAGUACGACAGCGAUUGACUUCAGGUGGUGGCAGCAAUGCGAUGCUGCACUUCUCGGACUGCUGGUAUUGUGGAGAGUAUGGCCACUACAAGGCGGAGUGUCCGAUGCUCUUCUUCCGUGAUAUUCCUCGCCCAGUUGAGGUGACUAAAGCGGACGAUAUCUCGGUUGCAGAAGCGACCUCUGAGUCAGGCUCCGGUCCGCUCGUGGGAUUUGCUCCGGCUUCACCGCCCAUCGCGACUCCAGCUUCUCCUGCUCCGAAGACGAUGUCGCCACGUGUCUGCAAGGAGCGUCCUUGGGAGCGAGGACUCAGUCCAAGCAGCUCGCCGAUGCUUCGCUUGUCCAGAAAGAAGAAGCGUGCGCGUCAUGGCUCCUUAUCAUCGAUGUCUUCCUCUUCCCCGUUGCCAUCGUUGAACUCACCGUCUGGAGGCCAGUCGCAGUCGUGGAAGCGUCAACAGCAGCAUCGCUAUCAACUGCAACGACAAGAGCUGCGUCGCCGCAAUUUCACGCUUCUAGAGCCGACAAGGAAAUGCGGUGGCAAUGCUCGUAGCGGCAGACCGUACGUCGGAAAGGUACUGUGCCCGUCCUAGCGAGACGUUCGCCACCAUUUUUUCAUUCCUAGUUUUGUUUAUUAGUUUGCAGUCUGGAUAUAUUUUAGCUAUUGACAAGGGCACAAGUCUGCCCAAGCAAGAUGAUCUUAACAUCUUGUCCAAAUGUAAAUUGAAAGAAUUAUCAAGCAAGUCACCGAUGCACAUGUAAUUUGUGGAUCUUGACAGGAAGCGC